UCAGCAGCUUUCUUCGCCACUCUCCUAAUUAGAUUCGUAAACACUUCGACAAUGGGCAAAACCUUCAAGCAGAGACUUCAAAGUCUGUUUUCUUCUUCUUCGAACACGCCUCGACCAGAGCCUGUAGCUUUUAGUACAGUUUCGAGUUCACCACCGUAUUACAAUAAUUCAUGUCUCCCGUACAUCUCAGCAGAUUUGGCCGGAAGUAUUCAGGCCAUUUCUGGGAUUGAUCUAGCCACCGUUUCCCACGUGACACGUUCAAAGGAUACCUUUGUCCCUAUCACACUGCCUGACCCGCCUAAGAAAAUAUCCAUGAUUCGUCGGUUGUGCUGUCGCCCCACACCAGAACCGAAACCAGUAGCCGUCGACGAUGUUAUUGUCCGCGGGACGAUCUGCCAGGACAGUGUUGGACCAUUAUUUGUAAACAGACAGUGCACCACUAUGGCGUAUGAGGCCUUGGCCUAUCAGGCCUUACGGAGUCAUCCGGAAACCUGGACAUCAAAAGACAUCGACACCAUCAUUCGUCUGGGCCAUCGACAACACGCCCGGUUCAGGAUUACAGACAAACUAAGCGCCCAGAUAGAUGGCAAAGUAGGACUUUAUCAACUUCCGGACAAAUAUCGUGUACGUAUGAUCCCAGAAUUCGUAAGUAACGAAACUGAUGACAGAUAUUUGAAAGGGCAGGACAUAACAGCUAGGUAUCUUUCCUGCGUGGAUGGAUGCUUCCAAUACCAUGAAUCAGAAAUAGCAGAAGCGCUUUCUGAAGUAUCUCCAGAAUUCCCAACGUUCAUGACAAAAACAUUCGAACCAAAUCGCCAGGAAGAUGUCAACAUGGUCCUGACGAUUGGAGUACUCUCAGUUGCAGUAUGGAGGAGAAAGGAUGAUAGCAGGUUAUGGCUGUUCGAUAGCCACCGUCGGAGUCCAAAGGGAGACUGCCACUACGCCCCAACGGUGUCAGAACAAUCAGACCCAGGAGCCGCCAUUCUUCGUUCUUUUGAAAACCUUGACGCCCUGGUUGCACACCUAAUUAAACAGCACGGAACCGACUUUCAAUACAGUGCCGCAAUGUUUGGUUAUGAUGUGAAAUAAAUUUCCACAUCAAAGAAAAAUACAAGGACCCGGAUUUAUGGGUAGCGGAUGAGACCACGCCCCAGCAGUCAGGGGCGACAGGAAGAUUGUAGUACACAUCCGAUACUGUAUCUGUAAGGUAGGAGGCGGGAAAGAGUAUUUCUCGGAGGAAAUGGACGAUACGACUAUGUUCUGGUGGCUUGCGAAGAGUAAGAAUGUGUCCUAGAGAUCGGUGACAAGAAGAGAAUGCUUCGGGCAAAGGGGGAAAUAAUUACUGUUCAUAAGAGAGAAAGGAAAGUGAUGCUCAAGUCAUGUUGCUGGCCAGACCUCGUCACGCCAUCCACAAACCUAUGUCUACA
This is a messenger RNA of Pecten maximus, 1427 nucleotides long. RefSeq lists its product as uncharacterized. The transcript has 5 exons. Bases 52 to 1089 code for a protein of 345 amino acids. NCBI's taxonomy places the organism in Eukaryota, Metazoa, Mollusca, Bivalvia, Pectinida, Pectinidae. The record is from RefSeq and is a predicted model, not a curated record.